CACCACGGUGGAUCCGAAGGAAAAGCUGGAAUUCCUGGGCGGCGCCUGCCGGGCUCUGGCGGCUCCGGGCUCGCGGCUCCCGAUGGACGAACUCCUGCCCCUGCUGCUCUUCGUGGUGGCCAGAGCCAGGAUCCAACACCUGGGAGCCGAAAUCCACCUGAUCCGGGAUUUCAUGGAUCCAUCCCAGCGGGGCGGAAUGUCGGAUUUCCUGCUCACGGCGCUCGAGGUCAGGGAAGUUUUUCCCGGAAUUCCUUGGGAAUUCCCGGGAUCCGCGGGGCUUUUCCGGCUGCAAAAGCUCGGAUUUAAUCCCGGAAUUCCCGAUUUUUUUUUUUUUUUCCCUGAUUUUUCCGCUCUUUUCCCUCCUCAGUCGUGCUACGAACACAUCCAAAGGAUCCGGAUUCAUCCCAAGGAAAAUUCCCACAGUUCCUGAUCCCUUGGGAAAAUCUUCUUCAUCCCGAAUUUUCCCGCUGGAAAAAUCGGGAAUUUCAUCCCUGGCUGCUUUUAAGGGAAGGAAUUCCUCCCCAGCUGAGGUUUUCCCAUCCCAAAAAUCACUGGAAAAGCUGGAAUUCCCACCUUGAUCCCAUUUUCCCGUCAAGAAUUCCCGGGAAAAAUUCCGGAAUUCCCACCUUGAUCCCAUUUUCCCGUCAAGAAUUCCCGGGAAAAAUUCCGGAAUUCCCACCUUGAUCCCAUUUUUCCCGUCAAGAAUUCCCGGGAAAAAUUCCGGAAUUCCCACCUUGAUCCCAUUUUCCCGUCAAGAAUUCCCGGGAAAAAUUCUGGAAUUCCCACCUUGAUCCCAUUUUCCCGUCAAGAAUUCCCGGGAAAAAUUCCGGAAUUCCCACCUUGAUCCCAUUUUCCCGUCAAGAAUUCCCGGGAAAAUUUUCCUUUUCCUGCUCUGGGAUUUUUAAUUUUUAAUUUACGCUGGAGAAUUCCCAGGAAAAAAAAAAAGACGGAAUUUUUUUAAUGGGAAUUUCCUGGGAUGGGAAAUGGAUCCCAAAGCUCUGAAAAAUUCCUGGAAUGAGGGAAAAAAAUGUGGAAAAUUUUUCUCUUUUCCCGAGUCAGGAUUUUUGGAAUUUUCCAUUCCCGAAUUUCC
This is a messenger RNA of Pseudopodoces humilis (Tibetan ground-tit), 1090 nucleotides long. The record is from RefSeq and is a predicted model, not a curated record. NCBI's taxonomy places the organism in Eukaryota, Metazoa, Chordata, Aves, Passeriformes, Paridae.